Molecule: messenger RNA, 257 nt
Organism: Radiomyces spectabilis
Lineage: Eukaryota; Fungi; Mucoromycota; Mucoromycetes; Mucorales; Radiomycetaceae
Exons: 1
Coding region: 53-238 (61 amino acids)
Source: RefSeq, a predicted model, not a curated record
GUGAAAAAAAUAAAAAGAAUAAUACAUUGGAGAAAACUAGCCUACAUACACAAUGCGAAAGACGGGGCAGACACAUGAUGUGAUUUUCCUGCCCUUUUUCUUUCAAGUCUUCAAAACAGUCGAUAUAUCUUUUUUUUCGAAUUUGUUUUUCUCCUGUUUACUUGAUUUUCAUCUAAAAAGUAUUGAGUUGGUUUUUUUUUUGGUUAUUUCAUGGUUUGAUAUGUGGUGUAAUUCAUGAUGCUUCUUGUUCCUGGGUA